Molecule: messenger RNA, 1704 nt
Organism: Galdieria sulphuraria
Lineage: Eukaryota; Rhodophyta; Bangiophyceae; Galdieriales; Galdieriaceae
Product: 5'-AMP-activated protein kinase, regulatory beta subunit
Exons: 4
Coding region: 5-1030 (341 amino acids)
Molecular function (GO): protein binding
Source: RefSeq, a predicted model, not a curated record
AUAAAUGGGUUCAAAUCACUCACGACAGUCUCAGGAUGUUCCGAAAUCUUUUCAGACCGCGGACUCUGUUAGUGAUGCUUCCAAGGUUGCAUCAGUCCUGGAAUCUUCCCUUGAAAAGUCAUCCCUUGAGAAAUUGAGUCGUUUUAGCAACAGCUUGAAAGAAGUGGAAGAGUCUUCUGGGCGUCAGUUCUCUUAUGACACAAAGCCAAUACCAAUCAGCCGCCCAUUAGGUGACUCGUCCACUGUGGUCUUGACUGAUGAGGAGGCCAAGAGUCCAAGAAUAUCGCCACCCUCACCAAACCUAACGCCUAGAAAUUUUCUUGGUUCUCGAAAAGGAAAGCUUAUGAUGUCUGGCAAGGCAGGGGAAGAAGAGAGCGACGACGACGAACUUGCUGGUACCAUUCCCACAGCCUUUGAUUGGAGACACGGAGGAAUGCAAGUAUUCAUUAUGGGCGCCUUUGAUAAUUGGCAAGCAAUGUAUCCUCUGCGCCGUUCGGGAAACAACUUUUACACUCUUUUAAAUUUGGAACCAGGCGUCUAUCAGUACAAAUAUUACGUAGAUAAUGAAUGGAGACACGCACCAGAACUUCCAACGGCUCUAGAUGGAAUGGGAAAUCUAAACAACAUUGUUCAAGUCAACAACUUUAAGAGCGAAUUUCAGGAUGACGACGUAAUGUUAGAAGCUUACCAAAAAGGAAUGGCAGAGAUUGCCUUUUUGCGAGAAAAUGAAAGUAACACUCCUGUGGAUUCUUACGGUGAAGAAUGGCCGGACUUUCAGAGUUUUUCGAGAGAACCUCCACCUUGCCCUCCUCAACUCUCAGAUAGUUGUUGUGUUCUUAACUGCAAGACGGAUUCAUUUUUAAGUGCAGGUGAAGAGCCGUCAGAGUUAAAGAGACCCCUAACUGUAACUGUAAAUCAUUUAUAUCGAAGUACUGAAACACCAGAGUGCAAUGUUCAGUUUCGGUGCUAUAUGUCAACAUUUCGGUAUCAGACAAAGUUUGUAACUGUUGUUUUGUAUAAGAAAGCGUGAUAUUCUCUCUCCAAGUGUCGUAGAAGCUGGCAAUGUUUCAUUUUUGGCAGAACUCAAAAUGGUCUUAUUUGAAAUUAUAUCUCAGCCAUUUCAUGCAGCAAUAAGAUAUUUGUCACUCAGGUUUUGCCUGUUUAAAUUUUUCCUGUUGUGAGAAGUAGAAUCUCUUUCUCGUUUGAUUGGCUGAAGAGAGUAGAUGCUUAACAUUUGAAACUUCUGAGGAGGCCGAAUGUGACUGAGGCUUUUAUUAAUUUACAUAACGUUUUCACAAGACCAGUACACUUUAAACUCAAGACCGUUGAACAAGGCUGUCUGUAUCAUUUCCUGGGAGGAAAUUUGUAGUGUUUUAAGGAAGUUUGCUUAAACUUUUCGUAUAUAAAUUUAUCUAUCUAAUAUUAUCCUAAAUGGCUUACAACAUUUGUGUUGUUUUGUUGAUCGUUUCAUUUCCUUUACUCCUUUUCCAAUAGUUGUCAUUUGGUAGAAAAUCUUCCUUUUUGAGCAAAAUUUCUUUGUAAGAGUCGAGAAUCGUUUGAGAAAUACUUUCAAGUUCCCGUUUUUAAACUUACACGGGCUAUACAUAAUAUAUGCGUACACAUUGAUAAAUAGGAAGGGCUCCAUAGGCUCCUAAGCAUUCUCUUUUUUUGUAAAAGGCAACGAUUAAACUGAAAGCUCUGAAC